CCCAACACUCCCCGACUGUCCUCAAAAAGGAAACCCUCUCCCGUUCAUUUUUACCUCAUCCACCUUCCAGAGAAGUUCCCUUCCUCACUUCUGGAUCUCCUCACCAGCAAUCCUUUGCCGAACCAAGCACUCCUUUGGUCUUCAAACUUCGUUACAAUUUCCGACCCCAUGGCACAGAAACAGAAGAAUAAUCAGGUGUUAUUGAGCACACCUCUGCACGGAUUGUACAUUCCGGUGGGACUGAUCCUCGCGGGUACAGCUAUUAUCGACUAUAACUAUAUUCCCCAUGCUGCGGGAUUGGCUUUGCUUCUUGGUGGGCUAAAGGUCUGGCGAGGCAAUGCAAGAACAAUCCUCAAGCCCGAUCAAUUCCAGGACUUUGAGCUCGUCGAGAGGACCGCGAUCUCGCACAAUGUCGGAAUUUAUCGUUUCGCCCUCCCUCGAGCAAACGACAUCCUCGGUCUCCCAAUCGGUCAGCAUGUCUCCAUCACCGCUACCAUUGACGGCAAAGAAAUCAUCCGUUCCUAUACCCCAAUCUCUUCCGACCUUGACCGGGGCCACUUCUCCCUCCUCAUCAAGUCUUACCCAACCGGUAACAUCUCGAAGUACAUCGCGAGCCUCAAGAUCGGACAGACCAUCCGCGCGAGGGGACCAAAGGGGCACUUUGUCUACGCUCCCAACAUGGUGCGUGCGUUCGGUAUGAUUGCUGGUGGCACUGGUAUCACACCAAUGCUGCAGAUUAUCAAGGCCAUUUUAAGAAACCCCGAGGACAAAACUCAAGUCGACCUUAUAUUUGCCAACGUCAAUGUCGAGGAUAUUCUCUUGCAGGAGGACCUGGACGAGCUGGCGGCGAUUCACGACAAUUUCAGGGUUCACUACGUUCUCAACAACCCACCGGAGAACUGGGCCGGCGGUGUAGGAUUUGUUACAGCUGACAUGAUUAAGGACAAAUGCCCCCCGGCUGCCGCGGACGUCAAAAUGCUCAUUUGUGGCCCCCCGCCCAUGGUCAGCGCCAUGAAAAAGGCUACUAGUGCUCUUGGAUACGAACCUGCCAAGCCAGUAUCAAAAUUAGAUCACCAGGUGUUCUGUUUUUAAAAAUGAAGACAUGCUUUAUGACCAGCUUGGCAGACGGAGUUGAACCUUUUUUUGAAGAGCUUCUGAACAGGAAAAUACAGAGUAUACUGAUAGAUUUAUUAGCGAUUUAGUUUGGCAGUUUAUUGGAUUGCUGGGCAGUUUGUCAAUUUUGCUGACUGGCCGAUGAUUACCGCCCCUGCGCAAAGUUAGGGCGGGGGAGAUGGAAGGCAUAGAUAGUCUAACUUGUUGCUUUUAACGUUUUAAUUACUACCGGUAGGGCCCAAUGGGUCCCAAUGAGAUGGGAGCUUUUUUUUUUUUCUUUUCUGAGCCGAUUUGUGUAUCACAUAUAUACGGUACCCGCAAGGGCAAGAUUCACA
Messenger RNA from Tuber melanosporum (Perigord truffle), 1448 nucleotides. RefSeq lists its product as uncharacterized. Bases 169 to 1092 code for a protein of 307 amino acids. Gene Ontology annotation, molecular function: oxidoreductase activity. Gene Ontology annotation, cellular component: endoplasmic reticulum. The transcript is spliced from 4 exons. The record is from RefSeq and is a predicted model, not a curated record. Lineage: Eukaryota; Fungi; Ascomycota; Pezizomycetes; Pezizales; Tuberaceae.